AUGGUGAGCGGUACUUUCGCUACCUCAUAUGAAGAUCUCAAGUUUCUUAUCGAAACUUUCGACAACUUGGGCACCUGCUUCCAUCAUUUAUAUAACACUACAGGCAGCAGUAAUACGACAGUAGUCCAGACACGUCUACAUGAUUACUGUGAAAUACCUAACUCUGAAGUGAGUGUCUGUGUGGGAUUCAAUGAUGGCUCGAUCAGUCUCGAUUUCCAGGUGUAUGGUCUGCAAAACUGGUACUAUUGGUACUUCAGCGAUAUGUGCAAUGAAGCCAGCAACACGGUCAACACCGAUAUUGCCGGUCCUGUAACGACAUCGGAAACCCGCUACGAUUACGCACCCCAAUACGGGAAUCAUGACCUCCCCCGACACUUCGAGUCAAUGUAUAACGUUGUGUUCAAAAAGAACCUCGUGAAUUAUUUCCAUGGGACUCUAUUUUUCUUCAGGUCAGCUUGUCACCUGUCAAAUGGCCAUCCUAAUUACCAAGAAGUCCAACUCAAUCUUCAAUGCGACCACUUUGCACGAGCUAAGAGCCAAUAA
Molecule: messenger RNA, 543 nt
Organism: Penicillium macrosclerotiorum
Lineage: Eukaryota; Fungi; Ascomycota; Eurotiomycetes; Eurotiales; Aspergillaceae
Exons: 2
Coding region: 1-543 (180 amino acids)
Source: RefSeq, a predicted model, not a curated record